This is a messenger RNA of Miscanthus lutarioriparius, 1869 nucleotides long. The record is from the annotation of a GenBank genome assembly. Lineage: Eukaryota; Viridiplantae; Streptophyta; Magnoliopsida; Poales; Poaceae.
AUGCCGCUCUCGGUGCCGUCGACGCCGGCCGUGCUCAAGGCACUGCCGCGGGCGCUCUCCCUCGCGGCCGCGGCCGUCGCGGCGGCAACCGCGUCCCUGCUCCUCAUCUCCGCCGUCGUCUCCAACUCCCACCACGCGGCGUCCUCCUCGUCGCCGCAGCUUCCCCCUUCCGCCAGCGCCUCCACCACCGCGGCUCUGGCCCCGGCGCCCGCGCCCGAUCACCCCGGCCCCGACCACCACCCCCACCCCCCGCCGCCGCCCGUUCCCCCGUGCCCGCCCAACGCCACCCACGACGUCCCCUGCCACGAGCCUCCCUCGGGCGAGCGCCACUGCCCUCCACGCCCGCCGCCGCCUCCUCCUCCUCACCACCCGCCAAAGGACCCGCCGCCGCACCCGCCGCCGCCUCCGCCGCACUGCCGCGUCCCUCCGCCGCCCGGGUACCGCCCGCCCCCGCCCUGGCCCGCGCGCCGCGACCGCGCGAGGUACGCCAACGUGGACCUCCCGCUGGUGCCCCCUGUUAAGGUGGCGGGUGGACAGGAGCAGGACCCCGUUCGCCGUCGCGGGGAGUGGCUGGUGUUCACCGAGGGGGUGCGGGAUUAUGUCGAGCAGCUGGAGCGCGUCGUGCCGCUCCGUGGCGGCGUGGUGCGCACGGCGCUCGACUUCGGGUGUGGGGUUGCGAGCUUUGGUGACUAUCUGCUCAACUAUGGCAUACUCACCAUGUCCAUUGCUCCGAGGAAUAGACUUGGACCACAAGUGCAGCUCGCCUUGGAGCGUGGACUGCCUGCAAUGAUCGGAGCGCUUGUUGCUCACAGGCUACCAUAUCCAUCGAGGUCCUUCGACAUGGUGCACUGUGCGGACUGCCUUGUUCCAUGGACUGCUCAUGAUGGGCUCUAUAUGCUGGAAAUUGACCGUCUUCUCCAACCUGGUGGCUAUUGGGUUUUCUCUAGGCCACCUGUCAACUGGAAAUCGACAUACAACAUUUCGAAUGAAGCGACGAGAGACAUGCAGGACAAUCAGUUAGCUAUGGAUGAUAUGUUGAAUAAGCUUCAUUGGACCAAGGUGUCUGAAGAUGGCACAAUUUCUGUUUGGAGAAAACCUUCUUGUCAUCUCCACUGUGACCAAGAAGCAAAUGCAAAGCGAUUAGGAUUGCCACCACUCUGUACAGGAGAAGACCCAGAUAGUGCCUGGUAUGCAAAUAUUUCAAUGUGUAUGACAUGUAUUCCAAGAGCUGAACCUUUUAAUGGCUGUGCUGGUGGUGCCAUGGAAAAAUGGCCUAAAAGACUUGGUGCAGUGCCACCAAGGAUAGCGAGUGGGGAAAUGAAGUGGUUGUCCAUUCAGAGAUAUAAACAUGACACUUUGAUUUGGGAGAAAAGAGUAAACUUCUAUCUAACAUAUCUAAAAUAUUUGUCUAAUGGAACUUUCAGAAAUGUCAUGGACAUGAGUGCUGGUUUUGGUGGCUUUGCUGCUGCUAUGUCCAAGCAUCCUGUUUGGGUCAUGAAUGUGGUUCCUGCAAAUACAACAGAGAAUACUCUUGGUGUCAUCUAUGAGCGCGGUUUGAUUGGAACAUACACUGACUGGUGUGAAGCCUUCUCUACUUAUCCACGAACAUAUGAUCUGAUACAUGGUAAUGGAAUCUUCAGCUCCCAUAUUCACAAAUGUGGGAUUAUCGACAUCCUUGUUGAGAUGGAUCGCAUUCUCCGGCCAGGGGGUGCCGUUAUAGUUCGGGACAGAGCUGAUGUUGUUCUCAAAGUCAAGAAGGAUGCCGACCGUCUACAAUGGCAUAGCCGAGUUGUUGACACUGAAAAUGGACCUCUGGAUCCUGAGAAGCUUCUCAUUGUGGACAAUUCCCUCCCACUCCCAGGGAGCUAA